Molecule: messenger RNA, 9178 nt
Organism: Meriones unguiculatus (Mongolian gerbil)
Lineage: Eukaryota; Metazoa; Chordata; Mammalia; Rodentia; Muridae
Gene: Tlr1
Product: toll like receptor 1
Exons: 5
Coding region: 6550-9090 (846 amino acids)
Biological process (GO): cellular response to triacyl bacterial lipopeptide; toll-like receptor signaling pathway; inflammatory response
Cellular component (GO): membrane; Toll-like receptor 1-Toll-like receptor 2 protein complex
Molecular function (GO): Toll-like receptor 2 binding; lipopeptide binding; transmembrane signaling receptor activity
Source: RefSeq, a predicted model, not a curated record
AUUUGGAUCUGCAUUGCCCACAUAAGGGCCAGGCAAGUGUGGUGCCCCCCCCCCCAAUACCAGUGCUGGCGGGGUGGAGACAGAGAUCCCUGAGGCAAGCAGACCAGUGAAGCUAGAUUAGUCCAAGAGCUCUGGGUUCAAGUGAGAGACCUUGCCUCAAAAUACAUGGUAAAGAGUAACUGCACAAGAGACACAACGUCAGCCUCCGGCCUUCACACACAUAUGUACACAUAUGCACACACGUGUGAACACAGAUACAAGCCAAGACAAACGCUAUCCAUUAUUAACUCCCUUGAUUUCAUUGCGAUCUACCAAAAUCUCCCUUGUUUCUUCUCUAAUUUUAUUAAUUUAGGAUUUCUCUUUGUCUUAUAAUUACAUUGGCUAGCAUUUUGUCUACCUCAUUACUUUUCACCUCUUUGAGUGAGUAUAGUAUGGUUAUUUUAGUCUCUUUUAGUCUCUGCUUUAUUAAUUCAGGAGCGUUUCUAGAAGAUCAUACAAGUUGGUUUCAAUCCAUGGUUCAACAAACACAUAUUAUUAAGCGUACCAUGGUGCUCCACCACGCCUGGCUAAGACACCUAAUGUUCAACAACGUUGUUAAAAGCCUGCACUGGAGACCGUCAUAGUGAUGCAUAGUUUUAAUCCUCGCACUCUGGGGGAAGAGGCAGGUUAUUCUCCAUGAGUCUGAAGUCAACUUGGUCUACAUAGUAAGUUUCAGGUCAGCCAAACCUACUAGUGAGACAUUGUCUCAAAAACUAAGCAAAAUAAACAAACAGACAAAACACACACACACACACACACACACACAUCGGAGAAAGACAGUCUCUUCAACAAUUGAUGUAGGGAAAACUGGAUAUCCACAUGUAGAAAAAUGAAACUAGACCCAUAUUUGCUACCUUACACACAAAAAAAAUUCAAAAUGCCUCAAAGAUCCAAAGGCAAGGCCAGACCUUCAGACUGCUAGAGGAAAACAUGAAAGACACUUCAAGACACAAACAUAGAAAAGGGUUCCAGCAGUGCAGGAAUAAUCUCGAGAACCAACAUCUGGGAUUUCAUGACAACAAACCCCGCUCCCCUGACGAAAAAAAAGCAAGCACCAUAGUAAAGGGAAGCAUUGGAGAGCCAAAUCACUAAUCUACUAACUGAGCAAGUGCAUUGACCAGAUGGCUCUCAGCCGAAGGAACAUAAAUAGCCAAUAAAGGAAGGGCUCAGCGUCCGUAGGCAUUAGGAACACAAACUGGAACUGUGUUAAGAUUCAGCCCACUCUAGGAAGACUGUAAUCGAGGCACCGAAUGGCAACAAACGCCGGCAAGGAUGUGGAGAAGAGUCUUCGUUCUCAUCUGCGGGUGCAAACUCGUGCAGCCACGGUGGAAAUGAGAAUGGAGCUGAUCUGCAGGUGCAAACUCGUGCAGCCACGGUGGAGAUGAGAAUGGAGCUGGAGCAAAAGGCUGAAAACAGAGCUGCCAGGUGCCCCGUUACUCACUUCACAUUAUAUUUGAAUUGUAUGUUCAAACUGAGUCAAAUAUAAUGAGGCAUAUGCAAAUGACAUGAGGCCCAUUAAAUGAGGGCUGUCCAGAGGGCUCAGCUAGGAAGCAGGUGCUGCCUGAGCUUGGGAAUCUGAGUUCAAGAAGGAGAGAACUGACUCCACAAAGCUGUCCUGUGAUCUUCACAUAUGCACCUUCUCCCCCAACGCAUCAUACACACAUGAAUGCACAGCAAUAACAAUACAGAAUUAAAAAGACAGGUAAGUUCCAGGAUACAGCCUAAUGGCAGAGCACCUCUAUUUUUUUUAUUUUAUUCUUCUUUCAUAUAUUAUGUCCUGACCAGUUUCCCCUCCUUUCCAUCGCAUCAGUAGGAGGAAGAGGGUCCCACAAGCUGGCAAAAGAGUCAGCGACAGCCCUCAUUCCCACUGUUAGGAUUUCCAUAUGAACACCGAGCUGCCCAGCCAUAACAUAUGUGCAGAAGACCUAGCUCAGGUCCCUAUGGGCUCCCUGAUUGCAGCGAGUCCCCACAGGUUGAUCCUGAGGGCCUGUUCUCAUGGUUCCUUGACCUCUAAGAGCAUGUGAGGUCCUGGGUUUGGUCCCCCAGCACUACAAGACAAAAAUGUAAGUAGAAACAGGAAAGUAAACUACAACAAAAAGACAAUCCUGGCUGUCCUGGAACCCACUCUGUAGACCGGGCUGGCCUCGAACUCAGGGCUCUGUCUGCCCCCACCUCCUGAGUGCUGGGAGGCCUGCUUUUUCCUAAGGGAGGUAGAGGGUGUAUGAAGCUAGAGGAGAGGAGAGAGAAGGUGGAAGGCUGAGGGGGGAGGAAAGGAAGGGGAAAUUGUGGUCAAGGUGUAACAUGAGAGAAGAAUAAAAUUAAAAAAUAGAGGGGCUCUGCUGUUAGGCUGUAUCCUGGGCCCUACCUGUCUUUUUUAUUUUGUUUUUUACAAAAAGGGGAAAUAAUUUGAAUGGAGAUAUAUAUAAAUGGUCAAAACAUACAUGGGAAAAAUGUUUGACACCAAUAUUAGCCAGAGAAGCACAAAUUAAAACCAUAGUGCAGUACCAGUUUGUGUCCAGUUGGGCGGCUUAAAAUGGUUAGAUAAGGAGAGUGUUAGCAAAGAUGUGGAACACUAGAAUUCUUGUAGGGUGCUGCUGAGGCAGGGUUAGGCUGCAGUUGCUCUCAGCCUGGCUGUUCUCCCAAAGGCUAAACGGAAUCCCCACACCAAACAGCAACCCCAGUCCUGGGCACAUCUCAAGAGAAAAUAUGUCUCAAUAUGUCUCCCAAGAUGUGAACACAUUUCCCACAACGGCGUUGCUCACAGGAGCCAUGAUGUUCAUCUGGUGAUAUGAAAGGGCAGGUGUGGUAUAUUCAUACACCUGAAAAUUGUCCAGCAGUAAAAUGGGAUUUUGGCAGGGUGAUGGCGCAUGCCUUUGAUUGAAGCACUCAGGAGGUGGAAGCAGGUGGAUCUCUGUGAGUUCAAGGCCUACAGAGUGAGUUCUAGGACAGCCAGGGCUACACAGAGAAUCCUUGUCUCAAAAAGCAAAGAAGGAAGGAAGGAAGAAGAGAGAAAGAAAGAAAGAAAGAAAGAAAGAAAGAAAGAAAGAAAGAAAGAAAGAAAAUGUUGAUUUGUGAGACAGCAUGGGUGAACCAUGAAAACAUGAUGCUAGGAAAGAAGCCAGUCAAGAAGGACCCCAGAUCGUAAGUAUUUAGAAGAAACAAAUCCAUAGAAAUUAGUGUCUUCUGUAUCGUAGAUUGGUGAGUGUGUUCAGGUGCAGAGUGAUGGACAAGAGACACAGUGGUCCAUUUUAAGGUGAUGAAAUCUUGUAAAUUGAUUGUGAUGAUCAUUACACAACUCUAAAGUCAUCAAAGGUACUUAUGUUGUUGAAAAGGCUUUAUGGUGUGUGAAUCAUAGUUUUUUUGGUUUUUAGAGUAUUUGUAAUUCAACAAAGCUUAAAAAAAAAAACUAAUCACAGAUCAAACCUACUUGUCAGCUGAUCUACACUGUCCUGGAUCAGACAUGCCUGUAUAUAGGACAUAGGGGACAGGAAUGUCAGGGGAUGCCUGAAGUACAGAAAUGGAUGUAUGCUUGCGUGCUCUCACGGCUGUGACAGUGUCAGCUAGCCUGGUGCUGUCCAGCAUGGUGGCCCGUAGCCACACAUGAUCACUGAGCCACUGAAAUGUGGGUGGCCCAACCGAGAUGAAAGAACACACACCAGACUUUGAAGAAUUAAUUAAAACACUCGCAUCCUAAUUGAUAAUGUUUUGUAUUAGAUAUACUUUUUUAAUAUUAUAAAAUAUAAAAUAUAGUUUUAAUACUUUUACAAACUUAAAAAGCCACAUUCUCUGAGAGCCAAGGUUUCCCCAGGAGGGGCGGCUGUAUUGAUACAUGGGUAUGCUUCAUUACAAAUUCAUGUUCGUCAAGGGUUAUCCAUUGGAUAAUGGGAGAAGAGAAUAGGGCAGAGGGUGGAGGGAAGUGGGAUGCUAAGACGGCGAUGUGCUGUGCCUGGUGUCCCACUUAACUCCCCUUCUUCAGCAGCUUUCUUUUGAAACACAAUGCCUUCUCUCCUCUGGCAAUUUGGUGCAUGUGUGCAAUGUACGUUGAUCAUACAUUUGAGCAUAUCUACUCCAACUCCCCCAUCACUCUCCCAGGUACCCCAACACAUCGCUUCAGGCUUCAUGUCCAAUCUGCACCCCCCCCCCAAACACCUUUACUGCUGCCGGCUGGAAUGCUGAGUUACGUGGUUGCUCGGCUUUGUGCAGAUUUUGUGCAAGCAAACAUAGCUGCAGUGAGUUCGCAAGUGCUGUGGUCACGCCACGCCCCGAAGCCAGCAUUCCAAUCAUCUUCUCAUCCUCCAGCUCUUACACCCUUCAUGCUUCGCCAUCCACACUGUUCUCUGAGCCUCGGGUGAGGGUUGAUGUAGAUGUCCCUUUUAGGGUCCUUUUUAGGGCUGAACACCCAGUGGUCACCUCUUCUCAGCACUUCGACAAAUUAGGAGUCUCUUCACGAAGUGAUGACCACUGCAGAGAGAGGCUUCUCUGGCCAAGGCUGAAGGUUCUGCUAUCUGUGCGAAUAAACACUAACAGUUGAAGGCAGUUUGUGUGUCCACUGAACACGACACCAGUGGUGAGUUCCCCCUCCAGGGCGUAUAAGCGCCUUGUUCACGGUCGUCUGAACGCAAAAACAGAGUAUGCUUUUUCCUAUGCCCACGUUAGCUCCCAGAUAAUGACAUGGGGACCUAUUCCUUUAUUAAUAAAAUUUAGGGCACUGUAGCUGGGCAGAUGCUCAUCUAUUCUAACCCAUCUGUGCUGGUCUGGACUCAUUCCCAGCCACAGGCCCCGUCACUUGUCAUGAAGUCUCACCCUGGCUGUUCCUGCUCCAUCCGUGUCCUCAUGGUGACCUUCUCAUGGUGACCUCCUCGUCUUUCUUCUUCUUCACCUGUGACCUUCCUCCUGGGACUCAGAAGUCCUGCCUUAACUCUCCUGCCCAGCUAUUGGCUAUUCGGCUCUUCAUCAACCAAUCAGAGAUGAUGGAGAACAAUUUUUACACAACAUGGAGACAGGAGAAUCUUCAAUAGCAGUGGCAAUGCCCACCCAGCUCUCUGUGCACAGAAAUCAGCAUCUGGAUACACAGUGCACAAGACCACCCCCACCAUUGACCAGGUCUACGUACAAGGUGCUGGGAAGGACAGACCUGGCUCAAGGUGGUUGGUUACCUCCUAAGAUCUGUGCCACUAUUGCAAUGGUGCGCAUAUUCUUAGGCAUUUCUUUACAUCUGGGAUCACAAAGUCUGUGCCUCUGAGAGCUGUGACAGAUGUUCUUGCUUGCUAGCCUGACUACAUCUGGGAUUAACUAAAAACCCAAGCUGCUAUGGGGUGUUUUUAGUUAAUUGAAUCUUUUGAGGUAGGGAGACACACAUCCAAUCAUUUGAAAUCAGAAGACCCCCCUAAAUCUGGGCCACGCCUUGUGGCAGCCUGUCUUAGGAACAAGGACGAAGAUUCUGCUUUCUGCCUGUUUGUCUUCUCUGUUUGUCCAUUUCUCACCAUUACUAGAGCCCACUUCUUCAAGAUCCCGACGUACACUGAAGACCAGCUGAGACAUCCAGCCUCCUGGACUGAACAGCUGGUGGAGACCUGGACUUCCCACUGUAGACAGCCAUUGUCGAACCAGCAGGACCACAGCCUGUCUCAUGGAUUAUCUUUUCUCUUAAAGAGCAAAACUCUGCUCUUGUCUCCCUCCCCCGCAGACUUCCACUUCUCACUAGACAGUGAGCUGAUCAAAAGACCAGAGGAGAAGCAAAGCUGGCUGGACACAUAGGAACUGCAUAGCCAGUGCCUCACAGCCACUGUGGUAGCAGGUUGGAUUCAGGCAAUACUGACCUACAAGUUAGAAAAACCAUUAGUGGGACAGCAGUGAGACUACUGUCAUAAAAUACAGGACCAGAAAUAUAUGUCUCUAUUUGAGUAUAACUCUGAGAAUUAGUUUCUUAGGCCAUUCUACAAGAAAGCAAGAAAGAAAGGAAGAAAGAAAGAAAGAAAGAAAGAAAGAAAGAAAGAAAGAAAGAAAGAAAGAAAGAAAAGAAAAGAGAAAGAAAGAAAGAAAGAAAGAAAAGAAAAGAGAAAGAAAGAAAGAAAAAAUAAAGAGAGAAAGAGAGAAAGAGAGAGAGAGAGAGAAAGGGAAAAAAAUGGGCUUUAAGCUUUCUAUGUGAUGUAAUUUCAGUAAUUAACAAUAGGUGGCAGUAAAGAGCCCUCUCUUUCAAUGCUGAAAGCAGUUACCAGUUAAAUGUUCUAGGAAGUGCUUGAAUUUCUCACUGCGGGACAGGCAGGUUGUCUAAUGAAGGGUUCAGGAGAGCCGGACGGUGCUGUGGCCCACAUACAGCUGAGUGUGCCAACCAAGCGUCCACAUGUUGGGAUGUAAUACCCUCUUCAAGGCAUGAAGAGAGAGGGAGCUCAGUCUAAUACGGCACUCAGAGGUGGUCCUAUGCGAGGAAGCUGGGAUUGGAGCCUGUCAGAUCCGCAGUAGAAGCCCAUGCUUAAGUGCUGAUGGCUUAAUAAAAGAGUGACAGAACACAUGUGUGUGUCUUCAUCUCUUGCCCAGAGAUGCCCUGUGCUGAGCUGGGCGUCUGCCAUCACGUCAGCACCAGAUGUGGCCCCUUGGCUGAGGAGCAGAACUGACCUGUACCCAUGUGGAGAUACUCUGAAGAACAGCAGCCUCCGGAAUGUCUAUACAAUGACUAAAGCAAAUGCUAUCAUUUUCUAUUGUUUCACUGUCUUAGGACUGAUACUUACCAAAAUGCAGUUGUCUGAUGAGAGUGAGCUUAUCAUUAAGAGGCCAAAAGCAAACCUCACCAGUGUGCCCAAGGACCUACCCUUAAAAACAGCUAUUUUAGAUCUAUCACAAAACAAUAUAACUGAGCUCCAGACUUCUGACAUCUUCUCGUUGUCCAAACUGAGGGUCCUGAUAAUGUCCCACAACAAACUCCAGUCUCUUGACAUCAGUGUUUUCAAGUUCAACACAGACCUGGAAUAUCUGGAUUUGUCCCACAAUGAGUUAAGGGUCAUCUCUUGCCAACCAACAGCCAACCUCAAGCACUUAGACCUCUCCUUCAAUGCAUUUGACGCCCUGCCCAUAUGCAAAGAGUUUGGCAACAUGUCCCAGCUAGAAUUUCUGGGACUGAGUGGUUCCAAGAUACAAAAUUCAAGCGUGCAGCUGAUUGCUCAUCUGAACAUCAGGAAGGUUUUGCUGGUUAUAGGAGACACUUAUGGGGAAAGGGAAGACCUCGAGUGUCUCCAGCACAUUAGUGCGGAGACUCUGCAUAUUGUUUUCCCUGCGAAAAGAGAAUUCCGCUUUGUUCUGGACAUGCCGGUCAGCACGACGGUGAGUUUGGAGCUGUCUAACAUCAGGUGUGUGCACGAGGACAGAGACUGCUCUUACCUCUUGGCUGCUUUGUCGAAGCUUCAACGGAAUCUGAAGCUCUCAGACAUUACCCUCAGCAGUGUUGAAACAACGUGGGAUUCCUUCAUUAAGACCCUGCAGCUAGCCUGGGAGCUCCCCAUUGAGCGUCUCUCAGUUUCACACCUGAAGCUACAAGGUCAGCUCAACUUCAGGAACUUCAGUUAUCUGGACACUUCUCUGAAGGCUUUGUCAAUACGUCAUGUUGUCAGCGAUGUGUUCAACUUGCCACAGGGUUACAUAUACAGUAUCUUUUCCAAUAUGAACAUCCCAAACCUCACAGUGUCUGGGACACGCAUGCUCCACAUGCUUUGCCCAGCCCAGGUUAGUCCGUUCCUGCAUUUGGACUUUACAGACAACCUUUUAACAGACAUAGUUUUUAAAGAUUGUGGAAACUUAACUGAAUUGAAAACACUUAGUUUGCAAAGGAAUCAGUUAAAAAAUCUUGAUAAUAUAAUUCUCAUGUCUCAGAAGAUGAUAUCGCUACAAAAACUAGACAUUAGCCAAAACUCUCUAAGGUACAGUGAUAGGAGCCAAUGCUCCUGGACUAAGAGUUUGUUAGUUUUAAAUUUGUCUUCAAAUAUGCUUACUGACUCUGUUUUCAGAUGCUUACCUCCUAAGGUCAAGGUCCUUGACCUUCACAAUAACAGAAUUACAAGCAUUCCUCACAAAAUCACUAAACUGGAAGCUUUGCAGGAACUCAAUGUAGCAGCCAAUUCUUUAACUGACCUUCCUGGAUGCGAGGCCUUCAGCAGCCUUUCUGUGCUGGUCAUUGACCAUAAUUCAGUGUUCCACCCCUCAGCAGAGUUCUUCCAGAGCUGUCAGAAUAUUCAGUCCAUAAGAGCAGGGAACAAUCCAUUCCAGUGUACAUGUGAGCUGAGAGAGUUUGUCAAAAGCCUAGGCCAAAUACCAAGCGCAGUGGUGGAGGGUUGGCCUGGCUCUUACACCUGCGACUACCCAGAAAGCACUAAGGGAACACCACUGCAGGACUUCCGUGUGUCUCCACUGUCCUGUGAUACCGUUCUGCUGACCGUCACUGUCGGGGCCAGCGUGCUGGUGUUGGCCGCCACCGUGGCCUUCCUCUGCCUCUACUUUGACCUCCCCUGGUACCUCAGGAUGCUGUGUCAGUGGACACAGACCCGGCGCAGGGCCAGGAACACCCCCUUAGAGGAACUCCAGAGGGAUCUCCGGUUCCACGCUUUUGUCUCAUACAGCGAGCAUGAUUCUGCCUGGGUGAAGAAUGAAUUGCUGCCAAACCUAGAGAAAGAUGACAUACGGGUUUGCCUCCAUGAGAGAAACUUUGUCCCUGGCAAGAGCAUUGUGGAGAAUAUCAUCCAUUCCAUCGAGAAGAGCUACAAGUCUGUUUUUGUGCUGUCUCCGCACUUCAUCCAGAGCGAGUGGUGCCACUAUGAGCUCUACUUUGCCCAUCACAGUCUCUUCCACAAAGGGUCUGAUAACUUAAUCCUGAUCUUGCUGGAACCCAUCCCACAGUACUCCAUCCCCACUAACUACCACAAGCUGCGGGCUCUCAUGGCGCGGAGGACUUACUUGGAAUGGCCUGUGGAGAAGAGCAAACGUGGACUGUUUUGGGCCAACCUAAGAGCGGCCAUUAAUGUCAAGCUGGUUAGCCCGGCAGAAGCGGCAUGUCACACACAGUGAUCUGGAUGUGAAUCAUGUCUGCCUGUGUGAUGUCAUGCUGCCUGCCGUGCUGAUAAUGGACUAAACCUCUGAAACUGUAACUAAGCAC